This is a messenger RNA of Humulus lupulus (European hop), 1072 nucleotides long. RefSeq names its product trafficking protein particle complex II-specific subunit 120 homolog. Bases 187 to 1029 code for a protein of 280 amino acids. The transcript is spliced from 8 exons. Gene Ontology annotation, cellular component: trans-Golgi network. The record is from RefSeq and is a predicted model, not a curated record. Lineage: Eukaryota; Viridiplantae; Streptophyta; Magnoliopsida; Rosales; Cannabaceae.
AGAGCUGGCUAAGGAAGUUGUUGAACUUUUGACCACUGCUGCAGAUGGUGCUAAAUCUUUGAUUGAUGCUAGUGAUAGGCUGAUAUUAUAUGUUGAAUUAGCUCGAUUAUAUGGUACUCUUGGUUAUGAGCGUAAGGCGGCGUUCUUUUCAAGGAGGCUGGAUCAGGUCAUGCUGAUAGCACAAAAAUGCUGCACCAGGCCCUAAUCUCUCUUUUUGAGUCUCAAUGGAGCACCCUGCAAAUGGUUGUACUGAGAGAGAUUCUGCUAUCUGUUGUCCGUGCUGGAGAUCCUCUUGCUGCCUGGAGUGCAGCUGCACGGCUGCUUAGGUCAUAUUAUCCUUUAAUUACACCUGUAGGGCAAAAUGGUCUUGCUAGUGCACUUUCAAAUUCAGCUGAUAGGCUGCCUUCUGGAACACGCUCUGCUGAUCCUGCUCUACCUUUCAUUAGAUUGCAUUCUUUUCCCCUUCAUCAAUCACAAAUGGACAUUGUUAAGCGGAAUUCAGCUAAAGAAGAUUGGUGGGCUGGAUCAGCUCCUUCUGGACCUUUUAUAUAUACACCAUUCAGCAAAGGAGAGCCAAAUAACAACAGUAAACAGGAGUUGAUUUGGGUUGUUGGGAAUUUGAUGCAGGUAAGAGCACCAUCACAGCCAGUGGUUGUGUCUAUACCAAUAUUGCAUUAUGAUGAUACUGAAUCUACAAAAGCAUCAAGACGGCAACUCAAGGAAGCUAUAUAUACAACACUAUUUAACAUGAAUGUUCCUGCUGUUUGUGCAAUUAAUCAGGCAACUUUAGCUUUGUAUGCUGCUAGAAGAACUUCAGGAAUUGUUGUAAAUAUUGGGUUUCAAGUCACAUCAGUUGUUCCAAUUUUACAUGGUAAAGUAAUGCGCAAAGUGGGUGUGGAGGUUGUGGGACUGGGAGCACUAAAACUUACCGGGUUUCUUAAGGAGUUGAUGCAGCAGAACAAUAUUAGUUUUGAAUCGCUGUACACCGUUCGCACUUUGAAAGAGGUACAAGUCUUGCUUGUUUCUUGAGUGCAGAAUAUUGUUGUUGAAUAUUUAUCCUCGUUUUUCCUGA